ACAACCUCUAUUAACGUGAUAUUCACCAUGGAUGUCAAUCGAGAACAGCGUAUUAGCGCUGUAAAAGCAGAAUUCCAAUCGACUAAGAAUCGAUCGAGCUCUUCACGUAACUGGGCGGUAAGUCGCCGAACGUUGAAUCGAAGGAUAGCAGGUAUCCCAGAUCGGGUAACUUCCCACCAAAAACAGCAGCGGCUUUCCCCUUUACAAGAGAAGUACGUUUCUGAAUAGGUUAUUGAAGAAGACCAUGCUAGGCG
Messenger RNA from Truncatella angustata, 254 nucleotides. RefSeq lists its product as uncharacterized. The transcript has a single exon. NCBI's taxonomy places the organism in Eukaryota, Fungi, Ascomycota, Sordariomycetes, Amphisphaeriales, Sporocadaceae. The record is from RefSeq and is a predicted model, not a curated record. The annotation marks the transcript as partial.